AUGGCCCUGGUCCCUCGAGCAGACGACAGCAACGUUCCCUACUACCGUAACCCCACCAAUGGUCUCAUCUACGCAGGAGGGGGCGACGAUGUCAAUUGCACCUUAUCUGUCUGUCCUGUCGAACUGACCGUUUACGGCUAUCGUCCUACUCUACCUGGCAGCAUUACCUUGAUCGUCCUCUAUGCCUUGUGCAUGAUGAUUCAGAUAGGGUUGGGCGUGCGAUACCGAGCAUGGACCUACAUGUCAGCCAUGGUUCUCGGCUGCUUAGACGAAAUUCUGGGUUAUGUCGGCAGAAUUCUAUAUUACCACAAUCCUUGGGGACAGACAGGUUUCAUUAUGCAAAUUGUGCUCAUUACAAUUGGACCUGUCUUCUUCUCGGCUGCAAUCUAUGUCAUGAUUGCCAAGAUUGUGACAUACAUCUCAGUCUCAGUCAGUCGUUUCGACCCGAAGUGGUUUUAUUACUUCUUCAUUCCCUUCGACAUUAUCAGCCUCAUCCUCCAAGCCGCCGGUGGAGCCAUCUCAUCUACAUCUAAUGGUGGAGACUCAUCCGGUGUCAACAUCGCCCUUGCCGGACUGUCCAUUCAAGUCAUCACGCUCUUUGUCUUCACCGUUCUGUGUAUCGACUAUGCCAUCAGGUCUCGAUCCCUUUGGACUGCUCAAACACUAUCUACCAGUUUCAAGAUCAUGGUCCCCUUCCUAACCCUGGCAACUAUCUUGAUCUUCAUCCGGUGCUGCUAUCGAAUUUACGAACUACAUCAGGGAUACGACCGGAACAGCACUGCACUUAGAGAUGAGAAGCUUUUCAAUGCCCUCGAAGCCUCGUAA
Molecule: messenger RNA, 825 nt
Organism: Bacidia gigantensis
Lineage: Eukaryota; Fungi; Ascomycota; Lecanoromycetes; Lecanorales; Ramalinaceae
Exons: 3
Coding region: 1-825 (274 amino acids)
Cellular component (GO): fungal-type vacuole; plasma membrane
Source: RefSeq, a predicted model, not a curated record